Alternaria postmessia is the source of this 684-nucleotide messenger RNA. Its product is annotated as NAD(P)H-dependent D-xylose reductase (XR). The transcript is spliced from 4 exons. Bases 1 to 684 code for a protein of 227 amino acids. The record is from RefSeq and is a predicted model, not a curated record. Gene Ontology annotation, biological process: xylan catabolic process. Gene Ontology annotation, molecular function: hydrolase activity, hydrolyzing O-glycosyl compounds. NCBI's taxonomy places the organism in Eukaryota, Fungi, Ascomycota, Dothideomycetes, Pleosporales, Pleosporaceae.
AUGGUGUCCUUUACUUCCCUCAUCACUGCUGCUGUUGCUGCGACUGGUGCUUUCGCUGCUCCCGCCACUGAUGUAGCUGCUCGUUCCUCCGGCGACCUCGUCGCUCGCCAGAGCACCCCCAACGCCGAAGGAACACACAACGGCUGCUUCUACUCUUGGUGGACUGAUGGUGGCUCCAAGGUUACUUACACCAACGGUGCAGGUGGCAGCUACAGCGUCAACUGGGGAAGCGGCGGCAACUUUGUUGGUGGUAAGGGCUGGAACCCUGGAUCGGCCCGCACCGUUACCUACUCGGGCUCCUACAACCCCAACGGCAACUCCUACCUUGCCAUCUAUGGCUGGACACGUAACCCUCUCGUCGAAUACUAUGUCGUUGAGAACUUCGGAACCUAUGACCCGAGUUCCCAGGCUAGCAACAAGGGUACCGUGACUGCCGACGGCUCUUCCUACAAGAUCGCUCAGUCGACCCGUACUAACCAGCCAUCCAUCGAUGGAACAAGGACCUUUCAGCAGUACUGGUCUGUUCGCCAGAACAAGCGCUCCAGCGGAUCCGUGAACAUGAAGACUCACUUCGAUGCUUGGGCCAGCAAGGGCAUGACUCUUGGUAGCCACUACUACCAGAUUGUCGCUACCGAGGGAUACUUCUCUACCGGUUCUGCGUCUAUCACUGUGAACUGCCCGUAA